Parus major (Great Tit) is the source of this 1319-nucleotide messenger RNA. RefSeq names its product TBC/LysM-associated domain containing 2 (gene TLDC2). The coding region runs from base 1 to 765 and encodes 254 amino acids. The record is from RefSeq and is a predicted model, not a curated record. Gene Ontology annotation, cellular component: nucleus. Lineage: Eukaryota; Metazoa; Chordata; Aves; Passeriformes; Paridae. Gene Ontology annotation, biological process: response to oxidative stress. The transcript is spliced from 6 exons.
AUGGGGCUGGACAGACAGAGGGCGGCUGCCCUGGAGAGAGUGAGGGGCUGGGGAGCCCCCGGGCAGAGGACGGGAUUCACCCGGCGCUGGGCGGCUUCGGGAGCUGCUGCUCCUCAGGCUCCCAGGGGUGCUCACCUCCCGCUGCCCCAGCCCGAGCAGGACGAGGAGCUGCCCGUGGAAUGCGAGGAGCCGGCUGGAGAGGGGCAGCGGGGCUGCGAGGGAGCCCCAGCAGCAGCUGAGGAGGAGCCCUGCAGGCUGAUGCUGAGCACAGCCAGCAGCAUCCUGCGGGAAACGGAGAUCCAUGAGCUGGGCCCCCAGCUGCCCCCGCGGCUGACACAGCAGCCCUGGCACCUGCUCUACUCCACCAGGCGGGAUGGAUUCAGCCUGCGGACGCUGUACCGGAGCGGGGCCCGGCCGGACUCCCCGGCCCUGCUGCUCAUCAGGGACACGGAGGCUCAGGCCUUCGGUGCCUUCUCUGCCAGCGCCAUUCGCAGCAGCAGCGGCUUCUACGGCACGGGGGAGACCUUCCUCUUCUCCUUCUGCCCCGAGCUGAAGGUGUUCCGGUGGACGGGCAGGAACAACUUCUUCGUGAAAGGGGAUGUGAAUCUGCUGAUGGUCGGUGGGGGCAGGGGUAGGUUUGGGCUGUGGCUGGACGGGGACCUGCACCACGGUGGCAGCCAGCCCUGCGAGACCUUCGACAACGAGACCCUCUCACACCGGGAGGAAUUCUGUAUCCAGGAUCUGGAAAUGUGGGGUCUGGCCUGACCCAGACAAAGACACCCUAUUGGAAAAGUACUAGAGAGGGGAUGCUUUGGACUGAUGUCUCGAGCACAGCUGUUCUCUGACAGCACCUGCAGAGCCCACAGGAUGUUUCCAGCCUCACCCCCUCUUCCUUUCACCUGUUCCCAAUAAUAUCCCAAUUUCAUGGGGAAAGUCCAGCCGGUGGGGGGAGCGUGAUCGGAAAACUCUGCAGUGGGGUCUCAGGCCUGCAGUGUUGCUGCCAUGGGGUCAGGGAGCCCAGAGUGUGUGCACAGGCCCACAAUGGCAUAGCACAACUAACCCUAAAACUAACCCUAACCCUAGCCCAAAUCCCAACCCUAACCCUAAACCCAACCCCAACCCACGUGGCUGGGAUGAGGCAGAGCUCCCCCAGAGGGAGGGCACCUGUCAGCAGGGCUGCACACAGAGAAGGAAGCUUCAACAGCACUGAUUCUUGUAGGACUGAGCAAGCUCAAGCAGCCUCUGCCCCCGGGGCUGGCUCUGGCAGUGCUGGUAACAGCACAGUCACCAUUCCUCAAUAAACUCCUCCUGGUCUCAUC